AAGUUAGCCAAAGCCAUAACGCUAUUUAGCACUGCACUGAGAACUGCACCAUCAGCAUGCAAAGACUGUUUCCAAGCGCCCUAUGUCUGGUGCGGACCACUGAGUUGUUGCUACAGAGAUCUUCAGUGAGAAUGGCAAGCCAAUGGACUGGACAAGAGCCUCUGGCACAAACUGAUCCGGAGAUUAAGAGCAUCAUUCAGAAUGAGAAACAACGCCAAAAGCUGGGACUCGAGUUGAUUGCUUCUGAGAACUUCUGUAGUCGUGCAGUACAGGAAUGCUUGGGGUCGUGUCUGACCAACAAGUACUCAGAGGGUUACCCUGGUCAACGUUACUAUGGCGGCAACGAGUGCAUUGAUGAGAUAGAGCGACUGUGCCAGAAGAGAGCUCUGGAUGCCUACGGACUCUCGCCUGACCAAUGGGGGGUCAACGUGCAGCCUUACUCUGGAUCACCUGCCAACUUUGCCGUGUACACUGGUCUCCUUGCUCCCCACGAUCGGAUCAUGGGACUAGACCUUCCCGACGGUGGACAUUUGACUCACGGCUUCAUGACUGGCAAGAAGAAGGUUUCAGCCACUUCAAAAUACUUCGAGUCGAUGGCAUACCACGUGAAUCCUCAGACAGGACUGAUUGAUUUCGAAGGCCUACGCAAGAGUGCCAAAGAUUUCCUUCCUCGUAUGAUAAUCGCCGGGACAAGUGCGUACUCGCGUGUGCUCGACUAUGCCAGGUUUAGAGAUAUCUGCAACGAAGUCGGCGCUUACCUGAUGUCUGAUAUGGCCCACAUCAGUGGCCUGGUUGCCACGGGGGUCCACCCCUCACCCUUCGAGUUCUCCGAUGUGGUUACCACGACAACACACAAGACUCUUCGAGGGCCCAGAUCUGGUAUUAUAUUCUACCGUCGUGGGGUCAAAGGUCAAGACAAGGCCGGGAAAGACAUUAUGUAUGACUAUGAAAGGAAGAUAAACAGCGCAGUAUUCCCGGGUCUCCAGGGGGGCCCCCAUAAUCACCAGAUAGCAGCCGUUGCCGUGGCUCUCAAAGUGGCUAGCACGCCCGAGUUCAAAGAGUACCAGCUGCAAGUGGUGAGCAAUGCUCGUACACUGGCCAAGGCUCUCGCUGAUCGUGGCUACAACAUUGUCACCGGGGGGACAGACGUGCACUUGUUCGUAGUGGACCUCAGAUCAAAGAGUGUGGACGGGUCACUGGCUGAGCACAUCCUAGAGCUCAUCUCUAUCAGUGUGAACAAGAACACUGUCCCUGGAGACACAGGCUCCGCCCUGCACCCCAGCGGACUCAGGAUAGGUACUCCUGCUCUUACCUCACGCUAUAUGAAGGACUCUGACAUGGGAAAUAUCGCAGGUUUUAUUGACGAGGGAAUCAAAAUAGUGGCAGAGGUCAAGGGUCAACUAAGCAAGCCAAACCUUACCGUCAAGCAAUUCAACGCCCACCUGGCAAAGGACGAGGCUACACAGAAGAAAGUGUCUGAGCUGAGAGGGAAAGUGGAAGUUUUCGCUACCCAGUUCCCCAUGCCAGGGUUCGAGGACCACUAGACCACACCCACUUGGAGAGACUAUAACUGUAGAGUGUGACACUUAAAUAUUUAAUUAUGUUUACAUGUGUAUAGGAUUGAAAUUCUAUUUUGGCAAUAAUUAAUGAGAAACUUGUUUUUGAUCAA
Messenger RNA from Halichondria panicea, 1669 nucleotides. RefSeq names its product serine hydroxymethyltransferase, mitochondrial-like. The coding region runs from base 57 to 1544 and encodes 495 amino acids. The record is from RefSeq and is a predicted model, not a curated record. Gene Ontology annotation, molecular function: pyridoxal phosphate binding; zinc ion binding; glycine hydroxymethyltransferase activity. Lineage: Eukaryota; Metazoa; Porifera; Demospongiae; Suberitida; Halichondriidae. The transcript is spliced from 11 exons. Gene Ontology annotation, cellular component: cytoplasm. Gene Ontology annotation, biological process: folic acid metabolic process; tetrahydrofolate interconversion; L-serine catabolic process.